Eurypyga helias (sunbittern) is the source of this 481-nucleotide messenger RNA. RefSeq names its product catenin, beta like 1 (gene CTNNBL1). NCBI's taxonomy places the organism in Eukaryota, Metazoa, Chordata, Aves, Eurypygiformes, Eurypygidae. The record is from RefSeq and is a predicted model, not a curated record. Gene Ontology annotation, cellular component: spliceosomal complex.
CCCAACAGAGGGACAAAACGACCCCGCGAUGAGGAGGAGGAGGAAAUCAAAGCGCGGCGGAAACAAGCCGGCACGCGAGAGCACGGUCGCCACAGGGAAGAGGAGUCGGCAGCGCCGGACGAAACCGAUGACGAGAAGAAGAAGCUUCUCCAGAUAAUUGAGAGGGACGGCGAAGAGGAAGAGGAGGAAGAGGAACCGUUGGACGAGAGCUCGGUGAAGAAGAUGAUUCUCACCUUCGAGAAGAGAUCGUACAAAAACCAGGAGCUGCGGAUCAAGUUCCCUGACAAUCCAGAGAAGUUCAUGGAAUCCGAGCUGGAUUUAAAUGACAUCAUUCAGGAAAUGCACGUGAUCGCGACGAUGCCAGACCUGUACCACCUGCUGGUGGAGCUGAACGCCGUGCAGUCCCUCCUCGGGCUGCUGGGCCACGACAACACCGAUAUCCUUCAGCAGCUCUCCCGGGAGAGGCUCUCGCAGACCUUCC